AUAAGUUAUGAUGCACAUACCAACGGGUCCGAUUUACCGCACGAACAACGGGUGGCCUCAGGCAGACGACAGACCAAGAGGGACCGGAAGCAGAGAUCAAUGGAAGUCCUGGGGAUGGCUUGUCUCAGGCAGGUACCUACGUAAGGUCAUCACCGAUUGGGAAGUUGCCAUUUUCAAUCAGGUGAGCUUCUUCCUCAGACCUCCUCAAUUUGCAGAGGGCAUCACUUUCUCGUCACAUCAUUCACGCUCUUCCCCCUCAUCGUUGUGUGACGGGAUUCGCGCCUCCGUAACCAACCCUGGACUCUCAAAUCAGACCGUAAGUUGCUCGAUUUUUACGCUCGUUUUUACUCGGAGAAUCUCCCUUUUCUUCUUUGGUCGUUUACGAAAUUCGUUGAUUGGGAAGGCAAGACGUUCCUGUGCUACUCGGCCUUGACACCCUCCGCAGUUCAAACUCAGAGGCAGUCCCAUCACCAACAUGCACCGCAAACCCAUAUCCAACCGCGGCGGUCAUCGUGGCGCGUAUCGCGGCAGCAUCAACUCGACCGCUCGUUCCUCGACCAGUUUUGCGAGCGUUCCUGCCGCUCUUAGCACGCCGCAGAAAUUGACAGGAAGACCCCGCCUCGCUCAUGGCUGCUUCUUGCCCAAGCAGAUCUGGCGCCACUUCAAUCCCUCCUCGGCAGCGACCUGCAUCCCCGAUCAGUUGCAUACCAUCAACAGCAGCAAGGAUCUUCCCGAUGCCGCCGCCUUUGCACUCAUCUACGUUGCCAACCAGCCCCAGUGGAUGACGGAGAACACCAUCUACGUCAAGUCGUGCCUCGAUCUCCUCCCGGAGUACGCCGCGAAGAAGGCCAUUCUGCUGGAGCAGCACAAAGAACCGAGCCAGGUAGAGCAGGCAGCCCGCGUGGUCGCCCAGCUGACCGAGUCCGUCAAGUUCGAGCGCUAUGGGAUCGACGACGGCCCGGACAUCGAGUGCUUUGACGAGGAGGACAACAUCUCGUCCAUCGUCAUCCCGGGAGAUUGGAUGUCAGAAAGCCGUGAGCUUGACAAGCCCGCCUACGUUGACACGCCCAGCGUCAAGUACCAUCCCACCGAGCACGGGCCGAUCGCCGUCUAUGCCAGCUACGGGAUAGAACCGGACAAGAGGGGAUUCAAGUUCGUGGCUUGGUUCCUCAUCGAAGAAAUUGAGCUGUUUGCCGCCAACUCUCGCGACCUGGCCCGCAAGAUGCAGCACAAGACGUGGUCCGCUGACAUGCGCUGCGAGUGGGCUGCUAUCAAGCUGAAACGUGUGGAAAGGGGGGAGCCGCAGUGGCGCCCUUACCCCUACAUCCAGCGCGGUGCGGCCAAGGCACAGACCUCUGGUGGCGAGAAGAAGGAGGCCAACGGUGGGGAGGUGAUGGGAAAAGUGACGGAGGAGGACCAAGAGCAGGAAAAGGAGGAUGAUAAGGAGGAUAGCAGAGAGGAGGACAAUGUGGAGGAGGUGACAGAGCAAUUGAAGGAGGAUGGCAAGGAGGAUGACAAGCAGGAUGACAAGAAGGAUAAAAAGGAGCAGGACAAGAAGGUAAAGGAGGAGGAAACCAAGGGGGAGGAGAUCAAGGAGGAGGAGAUCAAGGAGGAGGAAAUCAAGGAGGAGGAGACCAAGGAGGAGACCAAGGAGGAGAAAACUGACGCUAAGGUCGUCUCAGUCGAUGAGCAGGUUGUGGGGGUUGAGGUUAGGAAGAGGAACUGAAGGAUGCUGCCAAGUCGGGUGAGACUUGUCUUGGGGAUAUGAACGAUGGGGAGUACACUGGUGCCUUCCCAAAGGCAGUGGUGGUAAACGAGCAGGCAGAGGAGGCUGAGGUCAAGGAGGGGGCGCUCAUAGAGGACAAGGCGAACACGGAGGUGGCAAAGGCAGCGAGGGACGCUGUGGAGGAAGAAGACGAGAAGAACGGUGAGCUGAACGAGGAGGAAUGAAAGGGGAGGCAUAAAGUCCCAGCUCUGUGACAUUUGCUUCAGUUUUUCGGCUGCCUUCCUAGCAAUUAGGCAUAUAGGUUCGUCUCCAGAGAACUAGAUGGUUCCCCAAGAUUAAAAGGAGGGAAUCACAUCCUCUCCUCUCCACAGCCUGGGCUCUACAGUACGUCAUGUAUUGUAC
Messenger RNA from Parathielavia appendiculata, 2128 nucleotides. RefSeq lists its product as uncharacterized. Lineage: Eukaryota; Fungi; Ascomycota; Sordariomycetes; Sordariales; Chaetomiaceae. The coding region runs from base 476 to 1726 and encodes 416 amino acids. The transcript is spliced from 2 exons. The record is from RefSeq and is a predicted model, not a curated record.